UAUAGCAAUUGCUCAAGGAUAUCUUACGUCAGAGUUUGCUGUACUUGUGAAACGGAGGAGAAACUACACCGAACACAAGAGGAUAUCAGAGACCGAGUUGCAAUGACGGAGCCAACGGCCGCAGAGAGGCAGAAGAAGAAAGGAGUUCCCACAGGUCCAAGUGGGCGAAGAGCUCUCCCACCCAAUGUCUCCAACGCAGAAGAAGAUGAAGUUCCUGAAAUGGAGACGAUCGGCUUGGUGCCGAGAGGAUAUAAGCUGCAAGAUGUUCUGGAAGUGCAGGAAGUCCAUUUGUUCAACCGUGAAGAUGACAUUAAUAAGAGAGAACACCACACGGAGCGAUACUACAACCUCAAGCUGAUUGUGCGCCGAGGGCAGCCCUUCCACAUCCAACUCACAUUCAACCGCCCGUACAAUCCAGAAAAGGACCAUUUCUGGAUUGAGUACAUUAUAGGGCGAUAUCCACAACAAAGCAAAGGCACAUAUAUCAUCGUCCCUUUGGUUCAAGAGCUGGAAAGCGGCAAAUGGGGUGCUAAAAUCACUCACAGUGACGGAAGUUCUGUUGGCCUGAAUAUCAUGCCAGCUGCUGAUUGCAUUGUGGGGAAAUUCCGCAUGUAUGUUGCCGUCUUGACUCCGAUUGGCAUUCUCAGGACAAGGAGAAACCCAAACACAGAUACAUACAUCCUGUUCAACCCCUGGUGUGAAGAGGAUGCUGUGUUUCUGGAUGAUGAAAAGCAAAGGCAAGAGUAUGUCCUGAAUGACCUUGGGGUUAUUUUCUAUGGAGAGCCUGAUAGCAUAAGAUCCAGGAGUUGGAAUUAUGGCCAGUUUGAAGAAGGUGUUUUGGAUGCAUGCCUAUACCUGAUGGACAGAGCACAGCUGGAUCUCUCAGGCCGAGGGAAUCCGGUCAAAAUCAGUCGUGUUGGCUCUGCAGUGAUCAAUUCUAAAGAUGAUGACGGUGUGGUGUAUGGCUCCUGGAACAGCGUUUAUGAAUACGGAGUGCCACCCUCCUCUUGGACUGGAAGUGUAGACAUUCUGUUGGAAUAUCAUAGUUCUAAAGAACCGGUGCGGUAUGGUCAGUGCUGGGUCUUUGCCGGAGUCUUCAACACUUUUUUGAGGUGCAUAGGAAUUCCUGCCAGGGUUGUCACCAACUAUUCCUCAGCCCACGAUAACGAUGCCAAUCUGCAGCUGGAUGUCUUUGUUGAUGAAGAUGGAAAGGUGGAUUCCAGACUCACAAAAGACUCAAUCUGGAACUACCAUUGCUGGAAUGAGGCUUGGAUGACCAGACCAGACCUCCCUGUAGGUUUUGGAGGCUGGCAAGCUGUGGACAGCACCCCUCAAGAAAACAGUGAUGGCAUGUAUCGGUGUGGUCCAGCUUCUGUUCAAGCCAUUAAGCAUGGCCAUGUCUGCUUCCAGUUUGAUUCACCUUUUGUUUUUGCAGAGGUGAACAGUGAUGUUGUAUACUCAAAAGCAAUGAAAAAUGGAACUAAGGUGGUUCAACAUGUUGACAAGACCCAAAUUGGGAAAUUAAUCGUGACCAAAGAAGAGGGCGGGGAUAAAGUGAGGGACAUUACUGAGCUCUACAAAUUCAAAGAAGGCACAGAUGAAGAACGUCUAGCCCUGGAGACUGCCCUGAUGUAUGGUGUUAAAAAAUCUCACACCCAGGAUGUUGUGUCUACCGCAGAGGUUGACAUGGACUUUUCAGUGGAAGACUCAACAAUUGGCAGUGACAUCACUGUUAACAUUACUUUUCGAAACAACACCCCAAAUCUGUACACUGCUACAUCUUACCUUUCUGGCAACAUUGUGUUCUAUACUGGAGUCCCAAAGGCUGAAUUCAAGAACCACAGUUUUGAUGUAAAACUGGAACCCAUGAAAGCUCAAACUGUCGAGGUGCUAAUCAAGUCGAGCGAGUACAUGAGCCAGUUGCUGGAGCAAGCCUCCCUGCAUUUCUUUGUCACAGCCCGCGUCAAAGAAACGGAGAAGAUCCUGGCCAGGCAGAAGAGCACUGUGUUGAAAAUACCCCAGCUGCUCCUUAAGGUUCCUGGGGAAAAGGUAGUUGGCAAGGAAAUGGCAGUGAUAGUGGAAUUUGCCAACCCACUGAAACAGAAACUCACUGACGUCUGGGUCCGACUUGAUGGGCCUGGUCUACUGAAACCAACCGCAAAGCUGUUUAGAGAAGUUCCAAGGAAUUCAACCUUGACCUGGGAAGAAAAAUGUGUUCCAAAGCGGUCCGGCCCCCGAAAGCUGAUUGCAAGUUUGAAUUGCGAUGCUCUCCGACAUGUCUAUGGCGAGCUGGAUGUUAAUAUUGAAAGUGCUGUGUGAAAGGCUUUCUCCUUCUUCUUUCAUCCCUACAAACCCCCCGCCCCUGCCCCACACAUUGUAUUUCAGAAAUUUCAUUCCCGGGAAACAUAAAGUAGAAGUAUCUACCCUAAUCCGAAUUAAUUCAUAAUCCAAAUGUUGUAUGUAUACAUUGUGUGUGGCUACUUGCACGGUUACUUCUUAUUUUGCAGUUUCCUUUUGAAAAGCUAUCCUACAAAAACCCUGAAACCACACUCUUUAAACACCCAGACU
Podarcis raffonei (Aeolian wall lizard) is the source of this 2568-nucleotide messenger RNA. It is a transcript of the gene F13A1, whose product is annotated as coagulation factor XIII A chain. NCBI's taxonomy places the organism in Eukaryota, Metazoa, Chordata, Lepidosauria, Squamata, Lacertidae. The transcript has 15 exons. Gene Ontology annotation, molecular function: protein-glutamine gamma-glutamyltransferase activity. Gene Ontology annotation, biological process: blood coagulation, fibrin clot formation; peptide cross-linking. The coding region runs from base 103 to 2319 and encodes 738 amino acids. The record is from RefSeq and is a predicted model, not a curated record.